AAGUCACAAAGAAAGAAAGAAAAGAAGACAUUCAGGUAAAAUGUUUUCUUUGAUAAUUAUAGGAAAAUGAGUUCCAAAUUUAUCUCAUUAUCAAGUGAUUCUGAUCUCAAAUAAGUCAACAAAAUCAGAUAAAAAAAAAAAAAAAAGGCCCCUGCUACUGCUAUGGCGGCAACAGCACUUUCACUUCCUCUGUACUUAGAUCCUAAACAACAGCAACACUUCCAUACCCACCUUAAUCCCACCAAAGGCCCUCCCUUUCUUUCAUCUAGAAACACUUUUCUCUCGCUCCACAAACUCCAUCGUAACAAUUUCAAAUGUUCUCUCCCUUCUUCUUCCUCCACCAAUUCUGUCACUCCAGCUCAGUACUACUCCUUUCUUGAUGACCCAUUCAGGGGAAGCCGCUUUUUAACCAAUGAAGAGCUUGAAAACGUCAAAACUUUGGAGUCUUUUGUUUAUUUUCAAGAAUUGGAAUCUGGGUCGUUGUGGGUUCGGGUCAUGAGGAAUGAGGAGAUGGAUUUGACAGUUGGGUUGUUGGCUUUUUCUUUUGCUGAGUUAAUGUUCAUGUCUUUGGGAUAUGAGGCUUUGUUGAGGUUCUUUGUUAAACAGUAUUUGAUUGAGAGGAGAGCUGUGAUGCCACAUGCCGUGACACUUGUUGGGUUUUAUAGAGAGAAAGGUGGACUGAGAGGAGAGGAACUGGCUGGGACCGUGGAAGUUUGCUUUGACAAAAGGGGUGCUAAUGCUUCUCCUCCUACACCUACACCUCCCAAGAAUUCGCCAUAUGUUUGUAACAUGACUGUUACAAAGCAUCUUAGAAGGAGGGGCAUUGGUUGGCGUCUUCUCAAAGCAAGUGAGGAGAUAAUAUCUCAACUGACUUCUUCAAAAGAGGUGUACUUGCAUUGCAGAAUGAUUGAUGAGGCUCCAUUCAACAUGUACAUAAAAGCAGGAUACAAUGUUGUUCAGACAGAUAGUAUCUUUAUCUUGUUGACAUUACAGAGACGUAAGCACUUGAUGUGCAAGAAACUUCCUGAUUUUAACAGUUUCCCAGAAUCAGAUAUGUCAGACUCUGGUGUGGAACUUCCCUUAUAAAUGGGUAAGUUGAAAUCUUACUGUAAUUGUAAUCUUUUGAGCUACAUGCAGUUCAAGUCACUCAUGCAACCCAUAUGUUUAUCAUGUUUUACUGAAACUCUCGCCUCCUCCUCUUGUUGUUAAUCACUGUUGUACACCUGUUAAAUUGUGUUGCUCGUAUGUGAAGAUGACUUCGUUGUUAUAUCUUGUCCGCUGCAUUGUCUCUUUUCAUGAACUGAGGUUUCCAGGUCCCUAAUGUAGUUCAACAAGCUUGCUAUGAUCAUCCAUUUGGAUGUAUUUCCUACUAGGAAUGUAAUGGCCACUCACAAUAUCUCCUUGGUUUUAAUUAAUCAUGUGCAUAGUAGAGCACACUUUAAAG
This is a messenger RNA of Durio zibethinus, 1444 nucleotides long. RefSeq names its product Acyl-CoA N-acyltransferases (NAT) superfamily protein. The record is from RefSeq and is a predicted model, not a curated record. Gene Ontology annotation, molecular function: acyltransferase activity, transferring groups other than amino-acyl groups. Lineage: Eukaryota; Viridiplantae; Streptophyta; Magnoliopsida; Malvales; Malvaceae.